Tetrahymena thermophila SB210 is the source of this 495-nucleotide messenger RNA. RefSeq names its product transmembrane protein, putative. The record is from RefSeq and is a predicted model, not a curated record. The transcript has a single exon. NCBI's taxonomy places the organism in Eukaryota, Ciliophora, Oligohymenophorea, Hymenostomatida, Tetrahymenidae.
AUGAAAAAAUAAAUUUUAUUAACUUUAGCUUUUUAUCUUUUGCUUAUAGCAAAUGCAAGUGAUAACGAUGAUGAUUGCAGUUUUACUGUUGACUAAUUGAAUAAUUAGAUCUUAAAGCCAGAUUCAACAGAUUGUUAAAAUUGUUUCACUUCUGACGUCACUAUGUCAAUUUAAGCUGAUUCUUAAUAAAUAACAUCUAUUACAUUAACUGCUAAUGAUAAAAGCUCUCCUCUCCAAUAAUUAAAUUUAUAACCAGCAGAAAAAUCUCUAACAAUUGAUACAAGUUUUAGGUUGCAAGGCCAAAAUAUGUUAUAUGGAUAUAAUUUUAUGAAUUUAUGCGCAACUUCAAAAGUAAAUGGAAAAUUAACCUAUGUACUAGGAUUUUAAGCAAAAGUUUAAAAUACUUACUAGACUUUUUUUUUGAGUAGUGAAGGAGUAGUUUUAAAUUUAAGUUAUUUAAUCUUAGCUUUAUGCUCUAUAUUGCUUUUUGUUUGA